UGGCUGGAAGUGUGGGCGGGCGUAAUCUUCGUGACACGGGUGGGGGCGUGCACUGUUGGGUCCGACAGGAACUACAGAAAGAUGGCUGCAAUCAGAAAGAAACUAGUAAUAGUUGGUGAUGGAGCCUGUGGCAAGACCUGUCUCCUCAUAGUAUUCAGCAAGGAUCAGUUCCCUGAGGUCUAUGUGCCUACGGUGUUUGAAAACUAUGUGGCAGAUAUUGAAGUGGAUGGUAAACAGGUGGAGUUGGCUCUGUGGGACACAGCAGGUCAGGAGGAUUAUGACCGACUGAGGCCUCUCUCAUAUCCAGACACGGAUGUCAUUCUCAUGUGUUUCUCCAUUGACAGCCCUGACAGCUUAGAGAAUAUUCCAGAGAAGUGGACUCCUGAGGUCAAGCACUUCUGUCCCAAUGUGCCCAUUAUUCUUGUGGGAAACAAGAAAGACUUGAGAAAUGAUGAGCACACACGCCGAGAAUUAUCCAAAAUGAAACAGGAACCAGUGAAGUCAGAUGAAGCAAAGGAGAUGGCUAACCGGAUCAAUGCCUUUGGUUACUUGGAGUGCUCAGCCAAGACAAAGGACGGUGUAAGGGAGGUGUUUGAGAUGGCCACCAGGGCAGCACUGCAGGCCAAGAGAAGAGGCAAGAAGAGUGGUUGCCUCCUGCUAUAGAGCGUCUAGUCACACAGGUUAGGGAGUUAAAGGGGAAACCAACCUGUCCAACUCAAACAUUUCUAUUGUGUCUGCUUUGUCAUGAUGGCAGGCAGAAUUCAAUAGGGCCUUUUUUGGGAUGAAGGAGAGAAGUCAAGCCAGGCCAAAAGGAAAAAAAAGAAGAAAAAAACAACAACAGAAAAGGGGAGUAUGUACAUUAAUGUUCACGGCUAUAACUUUUAGCUGUCAAAUGAAAAUGCUUUAAUCUUGUAUUUCAGCACUGAUUAGACCUGACAUUAGGCAAACACAGAAAGAAGGGUACAUCUCUCUGUCAUACUUGUUCAAGUGUGGUUGGCUUUGGUCUUUAAAUAAGAUUUCCAUUUGUCUAAGUUGAAUAUGAUGGUCCCCUUCAUCCUAAACCAUAGCUCUAUGAUUUGUGGUUGAAACCAGCUCCAGAACAAGUCAUAGGUGUUCAGUACACCCACCGAUGAAUGCCUACUUAACUGCUGGAAGGCAUUCAGUGUAACUGUGCUCGUCUUUUACUUUAUAUCCUACUGUUUUGUAAUUUUUUCAACUUGCCCUUAUAUCCCAGAAGAGACCAACUUCAAAUCACACGGACCUGCUUUUGUUUUUUUAUGAACAUAUAGUAUUUGAUCCAGAGUCAGAUUAUUUGUUUUUUAAGACACAUGCAUGAUGGUGAUGAGACCAACUUGAGGCCAAUUCAUGCUUACUGCAUCCAUUUACGCAUAUAUGUCAUCAGUCACAAGUCCAUCAGUAGUCUAAAUUUUUUGACCGCACGGACAGUCCACACUACAAGCAUGUCGACUGCGCAUGUGCUAAGAAAACAAGCAGUGCUUAAAAUACAGUGGGUACGGAAAGUAUUCAGACCCCUUUAAAUUUUUCACUCUUUGUUUCAUUGCAGCCAUUUGCUAAAAUCAAAAAAGUUCAUUUUAUUUCUCAUUAAUGUACACUCAGCACCCUAUCUUGACAGAAAAAAACAGAAAUGUAGAAAUUUUUGCAAAUUUAUUAAAAAAGAAAAACUGAAAUAUCACACGGUCAUAAGUAUUCAGACCCUUUGCUCAGUAUUGAGUAGAAGCACCCUUUUGAGCUAGUACAGCCAUGAGUCUUCUUGGGAAUGAUGCAACAAGUUUUUCACACCUGGAUUUGGGGAUCCUCUGCCAUUCUUCCUUGCAGAUCCUCUCCAGUUCUGUCAGGUUGGAUGGUGAACGUUGGUGGACAGCCAUUUUCAGAUCUCUCCAGAGAUGCUCAAUUGGGUUUAGGUCAGGGCUCUGGCUGGGCCAGUCAAGAAUGGUCACAGAGUUGUUCUGAAGCCACUCCUUUGUUAUUUUAGCUGUGUGCUUAGGGUCAUUGUCUUGUUGGAAGGUGAACCUUUGGCCCAGUCUGAGGUCCAGAGCACUCUGGAAGAGGUUUUCUUCCAGGAUAUCUCUGUACUUGACCGCAUUCAUCUUUCCUUCAAUUGCAACCAGUCGUCCUGUCCCUGCAGCUGAAAAACACCCCCAUAGCAUGAUGCUGCCACCACCAUGUUUCACUGUUGGGAUGGUAUUGGGCAGGUGAUGAGCAGUGCCUGGUUUUCUCCACACAUACUGCUUAGAAUUAACGCCAAAAAGUUCAGUCUUGGUCUCAUCAGACCAGAGAAUCUUAUUUCUCAUAAUCUGGGAGUCCUUCAUGUGUUUUUUGGCAAACUCUAUGCGGGCUUUCAUAUGUCUUGCACUGAGGAGAGGCUUCCAUCGGGCCACUCUGCCAUAAAGGCCUGACUGGUGGAGGGCUGCAGUGAUAGUUGACUUUGUGGAACUUUCUCCCAUCUCCCUGCUGCAUCUCUGGAGCUCAGCCACGGUGAUCUUUGGGUUCUUCUUUACCUCUCUCACCAAGGCUCUUUCCCACGAUUGCUCAGUUUGGCUGGACGGCCAGGUCUAGGAAGAGUUCUGGUCGUCCCAAACUUCUUCCAUUUAAGGAUUAUGGAGGCCACUGUGCUCUUAGGAACCUUGAGUGCUGCAGAAAUUCUUUUGUAACCUUGGCCAGAUCUGUGCCUUGCCACAAUUCUGUCUCUGAGCUCCUUGGGCAGUUCCUUCGACCUCAUGAUUCUCAUUUGCUCUGACAUGCACUGUGAGCUGUAAGGUCUUAUAUAGACAGGUGUGUGCCUUUCCUAAUCAAGUCCAAUCAGUUUAAUUAAACACAGCUGGACUCCAAUGAAGAAGUAGAACCAUCUCAAGGAGGAUCAGAAGAAAUGGACCGCAGAUGAGUUAAAUAUGAGUGUCACAGUAAAGGGUCUGAAUACUUAUGACCGUGUGAUAUUUCAGUUUUUCUUUUUUAAUAAAUUUGCAAAAAUUUCUACAUUUCUGUUUCUUUCUGUCAAGAUAGGGUGCUGAGUGUACAUUAAUGAGAAAUAAAAUGAACUUUUUUGAUUUUAGCAAAUGGCUGCAAUGAAACAAAGAGUGAAAACUUUAAAGGGGUCUGAAUACUUUCCGUACCCACUGUAAAUGCUUGGUAUAAGAAGAGACUGUACAAGGAGAUUUUCUGUCAUCCACGCCAAUUUAUUGUUAAAAGAAUUUUAAUUAGUCAUCGGACUUUGGAGGAGCUUUGUUUGUACAUGCUUUUAUUGAUGGAGCCCAAACACGGUAUUAAGUGCUCCAUUUUUGGGGGGGACCAAAAAAUCCUAUGCUGCGUUGACACACUGUGCCUGGCACACUUCAGAAAUAAUCACUGAUAGGGUGCUACAGUGUCAGCUGCUGUUUUCUUGUGCUUUUCUACGUUCAAUAUGAGGGGAAAUGCAACCAGCUGCGUAGCAGACCGGCAUGGUUCUGUUGAAAUAUGAACAGAGCUGCAUCUGCGUCCUAUUGGCCUAUGAACACGAAUGUGGAAAGUGUUUUAUAGAACUUCAAGUUAUUUGACCUGAACUUACCUUUCAAGCCAGAAAACUAUGUGAUUUAAUUGAUGUGGACAGUAACACACUGUACUGAGUUGGCUAUUCAAAGAGGUACCAAAAGUGUAUUAUCCUCUAGACAGUUCUCAGAUAGUAGCAGAGCCCUAAUUUAUCUCUCAACACAGAGGUUUUGAUCUUUCCAUCAAGCAGAGUUAUAUUAGAUACGAGACAAGCAAGUGUAUUCCAUCACUUGCCCUUAUGCUUUGAGGUAUAAUACACAUUUUCACAGCAUAAAUACAGGACAGGUCAUGUCAGAUUUUCUCUUUUCCAUUUCAGACACUUUUCCUCAAUCACUUAGAUUUUGGUAUUAUUUUAUCAUUACCAUCAUUGAAUAAAACACCUAAGACACCUGCUCCGUUAAUCUGAUGGCAAGUUUAAAAGUCAGUUUCAUGUCUGGCAACGUUUCUGUAAAAGUUACUGUCCGACCUGGCAACAAUUCUGUGUCACUUUCAACACAGUACAUGCCUGAACUUAACCAUCACAUUAACAGACAGACACGCACAAACAUGGGUACUUCAAAUUGCGUGAAGGGAUUUAGAGAAGAAUUUCUCCACAUUUCAGCUCCAAUAUUAGUCGAAAAACAUCAUAUGCUUAAUACACAGUUGGUGUGCCAAAUUCACAACACACCUUUCCUCUCACUCAUUUUGCUCUACAAUUUCAAAUCUGGAGCUACAGAAUUAAUUGUCCAUUAAAGUACUAUUUUAUUGCAAUGAAAACAGACAACAGAUCAAACGUUAAUGAUGAGUCACCAAUGAUGAAUGUAAUCCAUUUUUUUUCCCUCUAACAAGAUGUUAACAGGAACUAAAGUUUGUUGCUUUCAGCAGUUUAGAAGUAUUCUCUCUGAAGAUUUUAAAUACUUGCAGCAUCAGGCAGCAGUAGGAUCCAUAUGUAUAUUCAAAGAGAGCAAGAGAUGCACACAUUUGCACAAGGUGAACAGCAGCGCUGGUAACUUCAGUUUAUUCAUACAAUAUCAAAAAAUUAUCCCAGAGAGAGCAUGGAGACCAUCUGGAUGAUCAGAUCCAGUCCAAGAUCUGAUGGCAAAUCACACUGUAGGCCUAUGUGUUUUCACAUCAGACAGAUGUGUCGCACACAGAAUCGCAGUUUCCAGCUGUUUAGGACUAUUUUUAUUUAUUGCAUACCUGGAGUAUGAGACAGCGGUAGAAUCAACAUGUAUCUCCAAAGAGAGUGCCGCACACAUUUACACAUGGAGCAACAGCAGUACUUUCAUUCAUUAGUUUUAAAUAUAAAUUAUUUAUGUCAUAGAAAAGGAUCAGUCAGUAUCAGUACUUUUCUUCACCUCAGACAGGUGAACUGCUAAACAAUGAAUCAAAGAUUAUCAGCUGCGGUUAAAAUUUUUGUCAAGUGCAGCAGUCCUCAGGUUAAGUCCUUAGCUUCAGUUUUAAAUGUCAUCGGGCUGAUAUUUAUUUGAACACUUGGGUAAACUGUUAUUAGUUUAGAUUUAACCUGUUAUUGUAUUAUUAUGCAUUAUACAUCACGUGGUCUAAUCUUACAUGAAUGACUAAUUUUGCACACGUACCACAUCUCUCUUCGGCACUUUGGGAGGUAUCUCUGCAUGAAAACAUAACCUAUGAAUAAAGGACCAGAAUGCUGUGACUUUAACGGACUGAUGAAGCCAGCAAUGUUCCAUGUCCCAUAUCUGAAGAGGGUUGUAUUUCUCCAUUAAAAAAAAUCUUCCACCAGCAGUAAGCAAAAAACACUAGAAUGUCCUACUACACUCUUUGAGAGUGCAGAAACAGGUAAUUUUACUCUGCAGACUGCAACAAAAUCUGAGCCAGAUGGUCACAGCUUAAGGUGCAAUUUUAUGACUAAGUACGAUGUCCCAGUUGUAUGAUACUGCAUAAAACAGUAUGUACUUUGUAAAGGAAGCUUUAGUAUGUACUGAAAGGAAAAAGGAAAAGUAUAUGAUUUGGAGUACAGGGUUGGUAACCUGACAGCCAUCAAAACAAGCAAAGAAGUGACUAGAAACAACUGGUGAAGGAAAACGGAAUCUCUGUUCAAGAAAUAUGUUUGUGCUGUACUAAUGAAACAAAUACUGUGGAAAUGUACACUAUUCAAAAUUUUAGAGUGCGAGAUGUACAUUUGUAGACUCUCCCAUUAUUUAAAUGUAAACUUUUAUUUGAACAUUUACAGCAUACCUGUAUGUAUGUUUUAUCUCCUCUCACAGGACACCUGUUGUUUUUCUGCUUUGCAUUCUGUGUGUUAUUUUACUGUUAUGUGAUAGUCUACUGACUAACCUCAAAUUAUUUUAUUUGCACACAACAUGAAGAUCAGUGUGGUAUACGCUUUGAAAACAUAUGAUUCAAAAUGUAACUGGUAUUGGUCAAUUGUUCACAAAUAUAUCCUCAUAUUCCUCCAGCUGUCUUUUUUUAAUGUUUUAAUGUAAUGCCUAAUGGAAAUAAACUUAACAGAAUGAUUGAAUUUUA
Amphiprion ocellaris (clown anemonefish) is the source of this 6027-nucleotide messenger RNA. Its product is annotated as rho-related GTP-binding protein RhoA-C. The transcript has 5 exons. Gene Ontology annotation, cellular component: dendritic spine; cleavage furrow. Gene Ontology annotation, biological process: stress fiber assembly; small GTPase-mediated signal transduction; cell migration. The record is from RefSeq and is a predicted model, not a curated record. Bases 82 to 663 code for a protein of 193 amino acids. Gene Ontology annotation, molecular function: GTPase activity; GTP binding. Lineage: Eukaryota; Metazoa; Chordata; Actinopteri; Pomacentridae.